This is a messenger RNA of Cottoperca gobio, 5438 nucleotides long. RefSeq names its product scratch family zinc finger 2 (gene scrt2). Bases 1127 to 2098 code for a protein of 323 amino acids. The record is from RefSeq and is a predicted model, not a curated record. The transcript is spliced from 2 exons. Gene Ontology annotation, molecular function: RNA polymerase II cis-regulatory region sequence-specific DNA binding; DNA-binding transcription factor activity, RNA polymerase II-specific. NCBI's taxonomy places the organism in Eukaryota, Metazoa, Chordata, Actinopteri, Perciformes, Bovichtidae. Gene Ontology annotation, biological process: regulation of DNA-templated transcription.
AGAUUUAACGUGUAACGUGACGUAAACUGAGCUAACGAGUCGACACAAACACAAAACCAACCCGGAGAUAUGUAGCCAAUUUAGCAAGCACGGAUCUAAUUCUAAAUUUCACCCUAAUCAAAAAAGAUGUAAUUAAUUAAUCAGAUAAUUCGCCGUCACGCAUGGCAGGACACACAUCUGUGCGGCGGUGAUGUGGAGGCAGAGAGACGAGCAGCACUUCCCCCGCAGCCCGCCCGUCAACAGUGCUGGAAUCCAGUGCAGCUUUAAAGAAAGAAAUAAAAAAGGGUCCUGCGCUCGCAGGCGCUCAGAUAACCUCUCCCACACUGUCCUCGUGCUCCCAGCGUGCGAGUACAGCGCGGUGUGUCGGAGGGACCGGAACAUUUGAGGCAACAGAGAUGACAUGAGGGAGGCAGCGCCUGUACAAGGCAAACAUAAACUGUGCCACUUCAUCUGAAAACAAUGGGGGACAGGACACCGAGUGUGCUCUCAUCCACAUCUCCAUUGUCUGCCCUCCUCUUUUACUCCUCCUCCGAGCGUGGAGCAUAAGCGGGGUGAAAGAGGGGAGGGGAGGGGAGGAACAGGGGGAGCAGCAGUGGGGGCAGAGGGGUUCUGGCUGUGUUCUUUCUCCUCUGUCUGUGUGCGAAUGCACAGACGGUUCAGUAGUAAUUUGAUGUGUGUCCCCGGGGACAUUUGAUGGAUUAAAGCUAAGCAGCUCCAUUUCGCAGCACCACCUGAUCUCCCGCUGCCUGUGCUCCAUAUAAAGGCUGGCGUGAUUGCUGAUCUCAGCUAGUCUGACAGUCUCUCUCUCCCUCCUCUCUGUCUCCAUCUCUUCCUCACUGGUCCCUGAAGCUGCAUCACAGGAGCUAUCCAGUGCUGAACAGGAUCGCGUUGAUUUUUUAUUUUUUUAUUUUUCCUGGGGAAGCUGGGGGAGCCAGAGAGUAUCACACAGCAUCGCCGUCAGCCUCGUUCUCCACCGGUUUCCAUUUUCUUUCUUAUCUUAUGUUUUUGGCCGUCUUCACGUUAAGGAUUACCGUCGAGUCAGCUCUGCUCGCGUGCUUCCUCAGAGGCUCUUUGGUUUUGUACUCUCAUGCGUUUCUCUCAGCUCUGUGUUUUUAUCCAUUGAAACAUGCCCCGCUCAUUUUUGGUGAAGAAGAUCAAGCUUGAUGAUUUCUCUUCGUCCAAUGUGGCCACUUCCCAUCACCACCACCACCACCACCACCACCUGGACGACUCCUUCACUUUUGCACGCUCCAUCACAGACUCGGUGACCAGCCUCGGGGUCCGUCUCAGUGAGAAUGGCUAUAUCCAGGAUUACAUCACGCCAUCUGUAUACCAGGGGGAGAAGAAGAUGGAGCACAAGCUGGCUUCACCAGUGUCAGAUCCCCUCUACACGCCGGUGAGUAGCGGAGAGGAGUACUGUGACCCCGACCUGAAGCACCCCGACAGCCCACAGUCCGGCAUGACGGCCAGCGGCUUCUACAGCGGUGAAUCGGAGGCCCUGGACGAGGGUUACACCAUGGAUGCCUUCUUCAUCUCCGACGGGCGCUCGAGGCGGAAGGGGGACACAGAGAGUCGCGGAGGGGGCUCGAGAAGCAGCAGCGCCAACGGCGGGGCUCAGGAGAAGGGAUCCGGCACGGCUCGGCACUCCUGCAAUGAGUGCGGCAAGACGUACGCCACCUCCUCCAACCUCAGCAGACACAAGCAGACGCACCGCAGCCUGGACAGCAAGAUGGCCCGCAAGUGUCCCACCUGUAACAAAGUGUACGUGUCCAUGCCGGCGUUGGCCAUGCACAUCCUCACCCACGACCUCAAGCACAAGUGCGACGUGUGCAGCAAGGCCUUCAGCCGGCCGUGGCUCCUUCAAGGUCACAUGCGCUCACACACGGGGGAGAAGCCCUUUGCCUGCGCACACUGUGGCAAAGCCUUCGCUGACCGUUCAAACCUCCGCGCCCACAUGCAAACACACUCUGCCUUCAAGCACUACAGAUGCAAGCGCUGCAAUAAGACCUUCGCUCUCAAGUCCUACCUGAACAAGCACUACGAGUCGGCUUGCUUCAAGGGCUCUGCGGACGAAGACGACUCUGGAUCAGAAAACUAACCGCGCGGAAGAAGCUACAUGUUGAACCCCCGUUGUAGGUUCACAACCAAUAACCCGAUCACUCUGCCCUCCAUGCCUUUUUUCUUCCCUUUUUUUAGAAAGCAAUAUUUUCACUGAGAUUACGUGAAGAAACUCUAAUGAUUAUAGACAAUUUCAAAAGAUGCUGGAUGUUGUCCCUGCACAGUAGCUAAUCGUCCACAGAAACAUACAAUCAAACAACCUUCCCCCAAACAGAGACUGUACAUGACAGGUGUACACAGUUAAGCAAAGUGUGCUCGCACGGACGUGGAUUCAUGUAAACACAUACACUCACACAGACAUGUAUGCAAACACACACACACACACAUUAAUGUACGCACGUGUGCACACACACACACACACACACACACACACACACACACACACACACACACACACACGCACACGCACACUUACACACACAAUUAUAUAUGAGGCCUGGCAUGUGAAUUUUUAUCAAUGACUAUAAUGAUAUUGAUAUCAAUAGUAAUAAUAUUUAGAUUCCUGAUAUUUUAUAGCAAAUAGUGAGAAAAUGAAAAAACACAUAAAAAAGGACGAACAGUGUUCUUUUGUUUUUUAGAGACAAAACGACCUCUUGUAUUUUUAUGCUGCUUUUUAUUUGCUAAGAAUUUAAUUCUUUUGCAACUGCCAACAUGAACUUUUUAUGAAAAUGUGAACUAUGACAGUAUUUGCAAAAAAGGGAGAUCAUUUUAAAAAGGUAAAAAGACAAACCUACCAAUGUUUCAAUUCAACGGAUGUUAUUUUUCUAUUUGAUUUUUCUAAAUUUAUUUUUUCUUGUUGAACUAAAGCAUCUUUGUAACUGUGGGUAUUAAAAAAAACAAGAAAUUUAAAUAAGCUAUACACGCUCAUCGGCCGAAGGUCGUUCGAUUCAAUUCUGCAGGAGCGGCGGUUUUAAAGCGGCCUGUUGAACAGGUCAUCAUCUGAUUCAUAGUCUCGCCCUGAAGUACGGACUCGAUCUAUUGUUAUAAGUGCCACGUGCGGUCCACUCGUCUACAGCAAUGUAACUGUCGUUGUUCUUCCUCCACCGCGGUGGCUGCGUAAACUCUGCUGCCUUUACGGUGCAUCGUCCGUCUCACAGAGACAUCUUCAGCCAGUGUUUGAGGAGCUCGCCCUCCGCCAGCGUUACCUCACAGUGAAGGUAUGGACUCACACCCUCAGUUACAAAGUGACGGUCAAAUGAUUCUGUUUGUCUAUUUUAUAUGUCGCUCAAAGCUCCGCCCACGGUUUAGAUGCAUACCAUCUAUUUAUCAUGUAAAUACUUUAUUUAUCUAUUUAUCUAUUUAUUUAUUCACCUUAUUUUUGUGUAUUUAUUGAAGACUUGCUUAUACUUAUUUAUUGUUUAUCAUUUAAAAAAUGAACAUCCAUUGACCUUGUAAGAUGCUGCUGAUCUUCAAAGAAAAUGUUUAUAUGCAUGAAAACUGUAGAGAGUCCGCGGGACGUAGUUCUUUAAAGAGGAACAAUGUGUUAGGAGACUUCCAACCAAUGAAUGCAGAAUUCACUUUUGUUUUUCGUGGCAAUAACUUUACUGACGCAGCAACUGACAUGUAUAACAAUCACAGCUGUCCUGUUUUCAGUCAAUGUAGGGCAAUAAAAAGAAACGAUGACAACAAAACACUCAAAUAUUCUCCAUCUUGCUGUUUUCCAAAAGUCCCCUGCCUCCUCGUGACGGGACAUUCCUUUUGUCUUUAAAUCUCAGGCGAUAAAUAAUUCCCAGAAAUGGCCGACGGCGAUGUGCACGUAGACGUCGCCGUGAAAAUGUAACACCAUCCGUUAUGUAAUAAUGUAGGUGUAGUCGAGCUACGCCAAGGUUUCAAAGGUGCAGAAGCAAUAAUGAGAGCGAGGCAGUAACUUUAACACUUUACACAGCGAGUCCAAAACUGCUACAGGUGUUAGUCCCACAUUAUUAUUAUUGCAUUGUUUUAAAAAGCAACCAGGUAAUUACAGAUGUCUCUGCUGAAAGGCAGGCGUGAAGGUUACACAACAGGAUUACAAUCAUUCUAAUUUAGGUCACUGACAUAAUGAAGCAUUACAGUUCAAUGAAAAGUCACAACUGCUCCCACAUUAAUGUGUGAAGCGUGUGAACAGAGAGCAGACGGAGGCGUGUGCGUCUUCACCAGCACUAAUGGAAAUGAUCUUGACGUGAACUGUCUUGGAAGAGAAAGUUUCCCAGAUUAUUGUGAUAAAGCGACACGCUGUAAUGCACUUCUAACUCCCCCAUCGUUUGUCCCAGCCUCGCGGCGGCGCUCCCCUCUCCUCGUCCCGACUGCCUCUAAACAGACGCACCGCGCAUGAGAUGUGCUGAAGUGGGAUUGGCGGAGGGUGGCGGAGUGUGGGAGGAUAACAGGUGUUUGCAGACAGACUGCAGAUAGGGAGCGUAAUUGAGUCGGUGAGCGACCUCCAAGGGGAAGGUCAAGCACCAGCAGGCAAAUGCACCGUCAGCUAUUUGCAUAUUCCAAAUGGAUGACACGAUCGCAGUAAUGCUGAGCUCGCCCAUUAAAACAAAACAAAAACACAGAAGUGAGGAGAGAAGAGGAGUGUCUGCUCUGUUUGUCCUCGCUGCUCCACCAUCAUCCUGUCAAUGGCUGUUUAAGUGCUGCAGCUGAAUCACUGCAUGAGAGCAUCAAACCACCUGUCUCCUCAUUAGCUUGCAGAACACACAGUUUGGCACGUCGCUGUAUCACUAAACCAAUGCAGAAAUCACUUCUUCCUAUAGAUUAUGUUUUACAUGUUUAAUGUUUCACUGUGGGACGCAGAUAUAACGCUUCUCCAAAACCUGGGGACUGUGUUUUAAUGAGGCGGAUAAAAGCCUGGAGAUCAUUAAAAACAUCAAGUGAAAUGUUCUGUAGGCUUGAAUCUGAACCUGGCAGCGUUACAGAUCGCCCUCAGAGGAAAUGAUCAUUGAAAGAAAAGGAUUCUAAACUUCUGAAUUUAGAUGUAGGGAAACAUUGUUCCUCUUUGAUGAUUCUGUAAAUAUAUUUGUAAAUAUAUCACAGCAAUAAUAUGACAAUGCAUGUAGACAUUUAAUUGCUCUUUUCUUUUUGUUACUAUUCAUGUUGUCUUUUUUUAUUUUAUUAAAAAGAAAAGACAAAUACAGGUACCAAUUGCAGUCUGGGUGGCCGUGUGAAUCAGGGAGUGUCUUGAUUAAAAGCUAUCUGUUGUAAGCUACAGACAGAAAAACUUAAAACUCUGUGUAUUCUCAAAGAUUUGAUCAUGUUCUGUAUGAUUCUUCUGUUCUUCUUUUCUUUUCUUUAUGUGCCCGGCUUGGCUGCGCAAUGAAAAAGUGCCAAAAAGUAUGAUUUCC